Messenger RNA from Prosopis cineraria, 3261 nucleotides. Its product is annotated as disease resistance protein RPM1-like. Gene Ontology annotation, molecular function: ADP binding. NCBI's taxonomy places the organism in Eukaryota, Viridiplantae, Streptophyta, Magnoliopsida, Fabales, Fabaceae. The transcript is spliced from 2 exons. Gene Ontology annotation, biological process: defense response to other organism. Bases 36 to 2882 code for a protein of 948 amino acids. The record is from RefSeq and is a predicted model, not a curated record.
CUGAAGCAAAAGGGCCACCCAGAAGUUGAAAAGAAAUGGCCGAGAGUGCAGUGUCGUUUCUACUGAGCAAGCUGACUUCCAUACUCGAAGAACAAGUGCAGCUGCUGAGUGGAGUUCACAAAGAGGUUCAGUUCAUCAAAGAUGAACUAGAGCGCCUCAGUGCCAUCUUAAGGGUGGCUGAUUCUUUGGAGGACGAAGACCCUGAACUCAAAGUUUGGGUGAAGCAAGUCAGAGAUGUGGCUCAUGACAUGGAAGAUGCCAUAGAUGAGUUCACUAUUCGCCUUGUGAGUCAUCGUGAGCAAGGCCAAAAUUCUUGUCUCAGCAGGUUUUCUUCCGCCAUCAAGGCUCUCAGAGCUCGGCAUUGGAUUGCUUCUGAGAUUCAAGAGAUCAAAGGCAGAUUGGAAAACAUCUCAAAGGGUCGUUGCAACAUGACUGAGACUGGAUCAAGCUUCCGUAAUCAGUAUACAUCAAGGCUUGAUAGCCAAGACGAUGCGCUUUUGCUUGAUGAAGCUGACCUUGUGGGUAUUGAGAAGCCUAAAAAGCAUUUAAUUGACUUACUUUUCGAGGAGGAACCUGGAAGAGUAGUGAUUCCUAUUUAUGGAAUGGGAGGAUUGGGGAAAACCACGCUGGCAAAGCAGGUCUAUGAUGACCCAAAAGUGAAGAAGCUUUUCAGGAUGCACGCAUGGGUCACUAUUUCCCAAUCUUUCAAGAUCCAUGAGCUCCUAAGAGAGCUGGUUCAACAGCUCCAUAAAGUUAUAGGAAAAUCAGCUCCUGCAGAAGUUGGCACCAUGAAAAGUGGCAGUCUAAAGGAGGUGAUCAAGAGUUUGCUUCUGCAAAGAAGGUACCUGAUCAUCCUGGAUGACAUUUGGCGAGUAAAUGCAUGGGAUGCUAUUCAACAUGCUUUGCCUAACAACAACUAUGGCAGUAGAAUCAUACUCACAACUCGGAAUAAGGAUGUAGCAGCUUAUUCUUGCACCAAAUUCCAUGAUAAGGUCUAUAACUUGGAUUUUUUGCCUCAGCAUGAAUCAUGGUCUCUUUUUUGUAACAAGACCUUUCGAGGGAAUCCAUGUCCUCCUCAUUUGGAGGAGUCUUGCAAGUGUAUCUUGAAAAGAUGUGGGGGAUUGCCUCUUGCAAUUGAGGCAAUCAGUGGUGUUCUGGCUUCAAAAGACAGAACCAACUUGGAAGAAUGGUUGAUUGUUUGUAAGAGUUUUGCAUCUGAAAUUGAAGGCAACGACAAACUGGAGGAUACAAAGAAAGUGCUUUGUUUAAUUUUCAACGAUUUGCCAUAUUAUCCUAAAUCAUGUUUGUUGUACCUAAUCAUCUUUCCAGAAUUUUAUGCUAUUGAACGUAUCAAGUUGAUUCGGUUGUGGAUAGCUGAAGGAUUUGUCAAUGGAGAAGAAGGAAUGACACCAGAAGAAGUUGCAGAGAGUUAUCUGAAGGAGCUCCUGAAUAGGAGUUUGAUACAAGUGGUAGAGAAACACAGUGAUGGCAGGAUCAAGACUUGUCGUAUCCAUGAGUUUCUACGGGAGAUCAUCAAUUUAAAGUCAAGAGAUCAGAACUUUGCAACAAUAGCCAAAGACCAGGACAUAAUCUGGCCAGAGAAAGUUCGUCGUCUAUCAGUAAUGAAUAGUUUACAGAACAUACAGCAAACUAAGACCUCAUUCCAACUACGUUCUCUGCUAUUGUUUGCUUUAUCUGAUUCACUGGGUCAUUUCUCCAUAUCUACAUUAUUUUCAAAUAAUUGCAGGCUACUUAGGGUGUUACAUUUGCAGGAUGCACCUUUGGAGUCGUUUCCUGCAGAGAUUGUCAACCUUUUCCACCUCAAGUAUCUAAGCUUGAAGAGUACGAAGGUGAAAAAUAUCCCAACCUCCAUCAAGAAGCUUCAAAAUUUGGAGACAUUAGAUCUCAAACAUUCCUAUGUCACUGAAUUACCACCUGAAAUCUUGGAGCUGCAUCAACUACGCCACCUCCUGGUGUAUCGCUAUAAGAUUGAAUCCUAUGACAAUUUCAACUCAAGGCGUGGUUUCAAGUUGCCAGGCUUGAUUGGAUGUAUGCAAUCUCUGCAGAAGCUUUGUUUCAUAGAAGCAGACCAAGGAAGUCAAGACUUGAUGGUUGAACUAGGAAAGCUAACCCAACUCAGGAGGCUGGGUAUGAGAAAGCUGAAGAAAGAAGAUGGGGCUGCUUUGUGCUCGUCCAUUCAGAAGAUGACCAAUCUCAGGUCUCUGUCCAUAACCGCAAGAAAAGAUUAUGAGAUCAUUGAUAUUCAGAACAUAGCCAAGCCUCCUACAUACCUUCGGCGAUUGUACUUAAGAGGACGUUUAGAGAAGUUACCUAAAUGGAUUACCUCUCUCCAAAAUUUGGUCAGACUGUAUCUAAAAUGGAGCAGUUUAAAGGAGGAUCCUCUAAUAUAUCUUCAAGAUUUGCCCAAUCUAAUACAACUUGAGUUUCUGCAGGUUUAUGUUGGCGAGAAAUUGCAUUUCAAACCAAAUGGAUUUCCAAGUCUGAAGCUUUUGGGCCUCGAUGAUUUAACUAAUCUGAAAUCUAUGCUUGUAGAGGAGGGGGCGAUGGCUAAUUUAAAAAGGCUGAUCAUCCAGCGAUGCGGAUCAUUGAAGCAGGUGCCUUUAGGCUUAGAACAUUUGACCAAGUUAAAAUCAGUCGGUUUCCUUGAUAUGCCUGAUGAACUGGUCAUGGCAAUACAUCCCAAAGGAGGUCAAGAUCACUGGAGAGUAGACCACAUACCAGUUGUUCAUUCAAUCUACUGGAGGUCAGGUGGUUGGGAUGUUUACUCAAUAGAAACUUCAGGGGGAACACGAACAGAGAGUUCUUCUAGUUUUAGUGCUUCAAUGACAAGUCAUGAACUUCGUUCUCUCUGGGAAUUCUAACUUGCCUACGAAAUAACAGUAAAGCCAAGGGAUUAGCUGGUUUUCAUGUGAUUCAGAAGCAGAGCCCCAUGCGGUGAAUUGAUCAGUACGGCAGCAUAAAAUCAUGAAUAAUUCCUUUUGUAAUUACUCUUAUCAAAAUUCAAAAUACGUAUUCCUUAGUGAACAGGAUAUUUUUCCCAAUGCUAUUCACUUCUUCAACUUUCCUGCAGAAUUUGACCCACUUGACCAGUGCAAGUAAAGCCGUGUCCUUUGAAGUAUUUUUGUUGAUUUUAUUAUUCUUCAAGUUUGCUGCUAUUAUGUUAUAUGACUUCCAAUAACUCCAAUACAUUACGUAAGGUGUUGCUGUUGGUAUUACAAUUCAUUUGAGGUUGGAAACGUC